AUGCGCCCCCAAUCUCGCAACGAAUUCGAAAUAGCGAUCAUUUGUGCCUUGCCUCUGGAGUUCGAUGCUGUUGAGGCUUUAUUUGACGAGCACUAUGAUGAGUUUGACCAUACGUAUGGCAAACAACGAGGAGAUGGGAACUGGUACAGGACGGGAAGAAUCGGUCGACACAGUAUAGUCCUUGCUUGCUUGCCAGGAAUGGGAAAAGGAAGUGCUGCCAGUGCUGCCUCAAGCCUACGAGUCAGCUUUAUCGGAAUCAACCUUGCACUGGUGGUCGGAAUCUGCGGGGGGGUACCGUUUCCAUCGGAAAAUAUCGAGAUAAUUCUGGGGGAUGUUAUUAUCAGUGACAGUGUCAUUGAAUAUGAUUUCGGCAGGCAAUACCCAGAUGGAUUCCAGCGGAAGAGUGGCAUCAAGGAGACUCUUGGCCGACCAAACCGAGAUAUCAGAACUUUUCUCUCUGGUCUGAAGACUCGCAGGAUGCACAAUCAACUUCAAGAAGAGCUUUUGAAAUGCCUCCAGGAUCUUCAGAAGCAUCUGGAUGGCAAAUGGCGAUAUCCAGGCGCCACACAGGAUCGAUUGUUUGAAGCGUCUUAUCGCCAUAAGCACUACCAUCAAGUUCCAGUUGCUGCAUGCAUUUGUGCUGACUGCCAGUCCAGUCGUGACCCUGUUUGUGAUGAGGCAUUGGAAAAUGAUUGCAGCAAGCUUAGAUGCAUGGGAGGGCUGAUACAACGAAGCCGGUUGAGUGCAGAUAGCCCAAACCCACUUGUCCACUUUGGCUCCAUUGCAUCAGCUGACACGGUGAUGAAAUCUGGCGAACACCGCGAUGCACUGGCUAAAACGGAGAAGGUUAUUGGAUUUGAGAUGGAAGGGGCUGGGGUUUGGGACAACUUGCCUUGCGUCAUCAUCAAAGGCGUGUGUGACUAUGCGGACAGCCAUAAGAAUAAGAUAUGGCAGGACUAUGCAGCUGCAACUGCUGCAUCUUGUGCCAAAGCAUUUCUAGAGUUUUGGCCAGCAACCACUCAGGACCUUAAGAAUCCAGUGUACUGGUUGGUUCCAUUUCAGCGCAAUGAACACUUCGUCGGUCGCGAAUCACAACUUGCUCAGCUAGAAGAGGGCCUAUUUGUCGAUGGGCGCUUUUCAAAGAUGGCUCUCUUUGCACUUGGUGGAAUGGGCAAAACUUCAAUCGCACUUGAGCUUGCAUAUCGGGUCAGAGACAAGUAUCCGACAUGCUCUAUCUUUUGGGUGACUUCUACUAGUCCAGAGAGCUUUGAGCGAUCAUACCAAAAGAUUGGACAAAGGUUGGCACUGCCAGGUAUGGAGGACAAAAACACAGAUGUCAAGAAGUUGGUCAUGGAUCACCUAAAUGAUCAAAAUGCUGGUCAAUGGUUUAUGAUUUUCGAUAAUGCCGACAAUAUCGAUGCCUGGUUUAAGAAAUCAGAGACUGGUUGUUCUCAUCGCCUGGCAGACUACGUACCAAGUAGCAGCCGCGGUUGUGCGCUUUUAACAACACGGAAUCAACAGAUUGCAAGGAAGUUCGCUCAUCAUUCAGUUAUUGAGGUAGUCAAGAUGGACAUUGACACAUCCAUGCAUUUGUUGCGGAAAACACUUGGUCAGGAAGAGAUCCUUGGUGACAACAAGAGCACAGAGCAGCUUCUAGAGCAAUUAUGCUUUAUCCCUCUUGCCAUCGUACAAGCUGGCGCAUACAUGAACAUGAACUACAUUACCAUAGUUGACUAUCUGUCACUUUUGAACGAUACCGAGGAAAGCCUUGUGGAGACACUUUCAGAAGACUUUGAAGACGACUGGAGAUACCAAGAUCAGAAGAAUCCUGUUGUGACAACUUGGAUAGUGUCAUUUGAACAGAUCCUAACGCAGAACCCUUUGGCCGCAGAUUAUCUCUCUCUUAUAUCGUGCACUGAACCAAAGGCUAUUCCUCAAGCAUUUCUCCCUCCUGCUCCGUCGACCAAACAGCGGCUUGAAGCUAUUGCGUGUCUGAUUUCUUACUCUUUUCUCUCCCGGCGAGAGGACAAUAGCUUUGAUAUGCACCGACUGGUUCACAUAGCAACGCGAAAUUGGUUGAAAAAAACGCAGAACUUCAAGAGAUACUACAAGAAAGUUAUUUCCCGAUUCGCAGAAAUAUUUCCAACCCCAGAAUAUGAAAAUCGAGAUAUCUGGAGAACUUACUUCCCGCAUGUCAAAUUCACACUUUCACUCAAUCGGGUGCAGAUUGCAAUUGAUCAUAGGCUUCUUACUAGAUAUGGCGGGUGUCUAUUACGUGAUGGAAGGUAUUUUGAGGCAGAAUUGCCCCUUACUGAGGCAGCAGAAGCUACCAAGCAAAUGCUUGGAGUGGAGCAUCCGGAGACAUUGACCAGCAUGGGGAAUCUGGCAUCCACAUACCGGAAUCAAGGGCGAUGGAACGAGGCCGAAGAAC
Molecule: messenger RNA, 2431 nt
Organism: Rasamsonia emersonii CBS 393.64
Lineage: Eukaryota; Fungi; Ascomycota; Eurotiomycetes; Eurotiales; Trichocomaceae
Exons: 2
Biological process (GO): nucleoside metabolic process
Molecular function (GO): ADP binding; protein binding; catalytic activity
Source: RefSeq, a predicted model, not a curated record